AUGUUAGCAUCAAAAGAAGAAAUCGCGGCCCUUAUUGUAAACUACUUUUCCUCCAUUGUGGAAAAGAAGGAAAUUUCAGAAGAUGGUGCUGAUUCCUUAAACGUUGCCAUGGACUGUAUCUCUGAAGCCUUUGGCUUUGAAAGAGAUGCCGCUUCAGGUAUCUUAGGGAAGUCUGAAUUUAAAGGCAAAAGUUUAGCUGACGUGCUAAAUUCUGCAUCAAAGGCCUCAGAAUCAAAUGAAAAGGAUGAUGCUCAAAAUGUCGAAGUUAAUAUUCCAGAAGAAGAUGCAGAAACUAAGGCUAAAGCUGAAGACUUGAAAAUGCAAGGUAACAAGGCCAUGGCUAACAAAGAUUACGAGCUUGCAAUCAAUAAAUAUACUGAAGCUAUUCAAGUUUUACCAACUAAUGCCAUCUAUUACGCUAAUAGAGCAGCAGCACACUCAUCUCUGAGAGAAUAUGAUGAAGCAGUCAAAGAUGCUGAAUCUUCAAUUUCCAUCGACCCAUCUUAUUUCAGAGGUUACUCUAGAUUAGGAUUUGCCAAGUAUGCACAAGGCAAGCCCGAAGAAGCUCUUGAAGCAUACAAGAAGGUUCUUGAUAUCGAAGGUGAUAAUGCGACAGAAGCUAUGAAAAGGGAUUAUGAAAGCGCUAAGAAGAAGGUUGAACAAUCCUUGAAUCUAGAGAAAGCAGUUCCAGAACAGUCGAGAGAUGCAGAUGCCAAUGCUAGCCAAGGAGCUGGUUCAAGUGGAUUACCAGAUCUUGGUUCUUUACUAGGUGGUGGUCUAGGCGGUUUGAUGAACAACCCACAACUGAUGCAAGCUGCGCAAAAGAUGAUGAGCAAUCCAGGUGCUAUGCAGAAUAUUCAAAAAAUGAUGCAAGAUCCAAGUAUUAGACAAAUGGCGGAAGGUUUUACUUCGGGUGGAGGGGCUCCAAAUUUGUCUGACUUGAUGAAUAACCCAGCGCUCAGAAACAUGGCAGGCAAUCUAUUUGGUGGAGCAGACGCUCCAUCUUCAGAAGGCACACCAGACAGCGAAAACAAAUGA
Messenger RNA from Saccharomyces mikatae IFO 1815, 1038 nucleotides. It is a transcript of the gene SGT2, whose product is annotated as Sgt2p. The transcript has a single exon. Gene Ontology annotation, cellular component: membrane; TRC complex. Gene Ontology annotation, biological process: post-translational protein targeting to endoplasmic reticulum membrane. NCBI's taxonomy places the organism in Eukaryota, Fungi, Ascomycota, Saccharomycetes, Saccharomycetales, Saccharomycetaceae. Bases 1 to 1038 code for a protein of 345 amino acids. The record is from RefSeq and is a predicted model, not a curated record. Gene Ontology annotation, molecular function: molecular adaptor activity; protein binding.